AUGAAAAUAGUAGAGAGCAGCAGAAGUCGCCAGAUUACUUUUAAUCGUAAGAAAAACAACAACAAAACAGAAAAGAAAACAAACAUCAAAAGGGGCAAGUCAAACGACGUCAUAACAAUUCAGAUAACGCCUUCUAGACGACUUUUUACGCGACGAUGCUGUCAAAAUAUAAGUGUGACCAAUACGCGUACUGUCGGAUCCAAUGAACUUUCAAUACUCGACAUACAAUUGCAAUACGAUACAUCGUCCAUCGAAUUCAUUCUCUCCACAUUUGAACGAAGACGCUCACUUGAACAAUCCAAAGGCAAACUUUCCUACAAAAAACAACCAAGUCUCGCCAGUAAUCAAACACAUCAAUAUUAUUUCAUGCCCAUACGCGAACAAAAUUCAACAGCAAUUGUAACAGGAAAUCAUGUAACUGAUAGUGCAUCAUUAUUAUUAUUAUCAUCUGCAUCUGAUCAUCAAUAUCCGUCCACAGUCGAUGAUUCAUUAUCAAAUUAUUUUUCUUCAUUUACAUUAGAAGUGAACUCAUCUGAUAUGACAACAGUGAAUAACUCGAAUAAUAAUUUAAGUGAUGCCGAUUUUGCUGCUUUAUUUCUUUCAUCUAUGACUUCGACUACACCAUCAGUCACAUCGAAUGCUUUAUUAAGUAGCACACUUGAUCACGAAACACCCAAUAAUACGCUCGAUGACGUUUUCCUAAGUCAACUAACUGAUUUAACUUGCUGUUCGUCACCAUCGAUUGUUGAUAAACGACAACAACCCAUUGGUCCGCCGCCUGGCUUUGAGAAUUUUCGUCACGAUUCAUCAUCGACAACAACGACGACGACAGACUUACUUCUUUCACAAACAACGAAUAACAAUUCUACAUUAUCGUCAAUUAGUAAUGUUGGAAUGCAAACACCAGUCGCUUCUUCAGAUACAAUCAAUUUUAGUCAGUUACUACAAUCGACCGCCGUCGAUACACAACAACAGCAACCAGUUGCUAAUAAUAGUGGAACUGUUCGUUCAUCGUCAUCAUCUCAUUCGUCAUUUACAUCCGAAGAACAAUCGAUGUUUUUUCCAAUGUUAACUCAUCCCUACUCAUCAUCAUCGUCAUCGUCAUCAUCUUCAAUUCUUAAUCCAACAAGUCAGAUUUUUUCUACUAAUACACCUCUGUCAUCUGUGACAGCAUCAUCAUCAACAACAACAACAACAAAAUCCGCUGCAAAGCCGCACAUACCCACCAGUCUUUCAUUGAACAAUAAUAACAAUAAUAAUAAUAAUAAUAAUCAUUUCUUAUCCGCAUCUCUUCUUACAAAUAGUACAAGAGACAGUCCUAUAACAAUAACAACAAUUGAAAAUGAUAAAAAAAUAACAGAUGGAGAAAUGACACCUAAUCGUAUCUUUUCACCAACGCAUUCAUUUUUAACUAAUGGUCACACAGACUUCAUUCCAACGAAACCAACAAUCAAUAAAGUUCCUUCACACAAUUAUCUAACGUCAAUUAAAACUCGCACAUCAACUUCAUCAGCUUCGUCGACAUCGUCAUCAAUUGAUGAAGCACUCAUUCAACUAACACAGCAACAGCAAUUAUCAAGUGUUAAUAAACUCUUCAAUGAUGAACCUUUGUCUAUAUUUCAUUCGUCAUCGGUAUCAUUACCAACCCAUUCAAAUCUUGAUAAAGAGCAACAAGCCAUUCAUGAUAAUAUUCAUUUCCUUGCCUCAAUGGCAACUGCGUCAUCUCCUGUCACAUCGGGAGCUCCAUGGCAACAACCAACAUUACUCUCAUCAUUCGAUACUAAUGGACAUGCGCAACAUAAAAUGCGUCCAGCGAUGCUCCAACGACAAGUGAGCUUCUCGUCAAGAAAGAAUUCGGCAAAUAUUCAAGAAUUAAUGCAAAGUCUGAAUGAACUCUGUUACAAAGGUUUUGAUGAGCUUAAUGCACUUAUACAAGAACAACGAUGGGUCCAAAACUAUGUCAAUAUCAACUCUCCAUCGCCCAAUUCUCUUGUAACGCACCUAAAUGGUUCAAAUUGUUGUUCUUCCCGUGUUCUGAUUGUUUCUGAGUAUUUUAUAUUCAAAUGCAAAAAGAUUGAAAUAACGGCAAGUCACGUUUUCGAAUUGUUAGCUCUAGCGAGAGCGGAAUUACGCUUACGAGAUUUAAUGUUUGUGUUCAAAUCAUGGAAAGAGUCAAUUGCAAAUGCCGAAAUGAUUCAUCAAGAGGAGGAAAACAAACUACGCUUAAGCAUGGAACAUCCUCAAUCGUAUUACAUGACAGACUCGGUCUUACAAGCAGCGUUUGAUCAUGUCUCGUAUGCGAUUCACGAUUUAUGUGAUUGGACACAAAAGGCUCGUGCUGCAUUUCAGUACGCCACAUUGAACAUCUUCCAAACAUUAUCACGUCAACAACAAAUCCAAUCUCAAACAUCCUCAACACCGUUAAAUAUUGCUCAAUUUCAAAGCCUUCAACAACAAAAAGCGUUAUCGACAUCAUCGAUGCUGCGCCCGACUGCAGAAUCAGAUAUCUAUUUGGUCGAAUCAUUGAUAUUUCAAUUUUCGAUAGCUUCCGAUCUGUUCUAG
Messenger RNA from Adineta ricciae, 2562 nucleotides. The record is from the annotation of a GenBank genome assembly. Lineage: Eukaryota; Metazoa; Rotifera; Eurotatoria; Adinetida; Adinetidae.